Messenger RNA from Saccoglossus kowalevskii, 735 nucleotides. RefSeq names its product arsenite methyltransferase-like. NCBI's taxonomy places the organism in Eukaryota, Metazoa, Hemichordata, Enteropneusta, Harrimaniidae. The record is from RefSeq and is a predicted model, not a curated record. Gene Ontology annotation, molecular function: methyltransferase activity.
AUGGCGGGCGAAACAAUUGACCGCGUACAAGUCUAUUAUGGUAAACAAAUCCAGUCGAGAGACGAUUUCCAGUGCAGCAUCAAAUGCCCAACGAAAAUACCCAAAUCUAUUUUGAAUGCUAUGAAAGAAGUGCACGACGAUGUUACUGCUAAGUAUUACGGAUGUGGCCUGUGUAUCCCCAGUUGUUUAGAAGGCUGCAGUGUACUGGAUCUCGGGAGUGGUGCCGGAAGAGAUUGUUUUAUCGCCAGUAAACUUGUUGGUCAACAUGGUCACGUGACAGGAGUAGACAUCACCGAAGAAAUGGUUGAGUUUGCUGAUAAAUACAAGGAAUACCAUCGUAAACAAUUUGGAUAUGACAAAAGCAAUAUAAACUUUACUUUAGGUUACAUGGAGAAACUUGGCGAUGCACAGAUCCAAAGUAAUACAUAUGACAUCAUUAUUUCUAAUUGCGUCAUCUGUCUCUCGUCAAAUAAAACGGCUGUGUUGGCGGAGGCGUUUCGUGUGUUGAAACCUGGUGGGGAGCUUUACUUCAGCGACAUGUACUCUGAUCAGCCUAUACCGGAUAGCAUAAGAAACUCAGACGAUGCUGUAUUAUGGGGGGAGGGUCUCUCCGGGGCAUUAUGCUGGACUGAGUUAAUGGAUAUUGCUGGGAAGAUUGGUUUCACCAAACCACGACUUGUUUCUACGUCCGAAAUCAUAGUCAAAGAAGAAUUACAGAAACAAGUUUGUAUGUAA